Pteropus alecto (black flying fox) is the source of this 2686-nucleotide messenger RNA. It is a transcript of the gene RDH11, whose product is annotated as retinol dehydrogenase 11. The transcript is spliced from 7 exons. The record is from RefSeq and is a predicted model, not a curated record. The coding region runs from base 199 to 1083 and encodes 294 amino acids. NCBI's taxonomy places the organism in Eukaryota, Metazoa, Chordata, Mammalia, Chiroptera, Pteropodidae.
UAGUAGGUUGAGGCCGGGUUCGGUGUGUCGGAGGAGACCGGGCUGCCUUGGAUGCGGGGAAGGCGACACCAGGAGACCCCAGGCGAUGGGGAAGGGUUGCAGACUGGAGCACCCUGCUUGGUUUCCCUGGCCCCCUUUUUCGUCUAAGCAACCCUUGCUCUGGCUCCAGUGAGCCCCGAAUAUAAGGCUACCUUAAACAUGCAAAUGCUGUCCAGCGGGGUGUGUACAUCAACCACCCAGCUUCCUGGGAAGGUAGCUGUGGUCACAGGUGCCAAUUCAGGCAUCGGGAAGGAGACGGCCAAAGAACUGGCUCAGAGAGGAGCCCGCGUUUAUAUAGCUUGCCGGGAUGUACAAAAGGGGGAAUUGGUGGCCAAGGAGAUCCAGACCAUGACAGGGAACCAAGAGGUGUUGGUGCGGAAACUGGAUUUGGCUGAUACUAAAUCUAUUCGAACUUUUGCUAAGGACUUCUUAGCAGAGGAAAAGCACCUCCACAUUUUGAUCAACAAUGCAGGAGUGAUGAUGUGUCCCUAUUCCAAGACAGCAGACGGCUUUGAGAUGCACAUUGGAGUCAACCACUUGGGUCACUUUCUCCUGACCCAUCUGCUGCUAGAGAAGCUAAAGGAAUCAGCCCCAUCAAGGAUAGUGAAUGUGUCUUCCUUAGCACAUCACCUGGGAAGGAUUCAUUUCCAUGACCUUCAAGGCCAGAAAUUCUACAGUGCAGGUCUGGCCUACUGUCAUAGCAAGUUAGCCAACAUUCUCUUCACCAGGGAACUGGCCCGGAGGCUAAAAGGCUCUGGCGUUACAGCAUAUUCUCUACACCCUGGCACAGUCAACUCUGAAUUGGUUCGGCACUCAUCUUUCAUGAGAUGCUUAUGGCGGCUUUUCUUCUUCUUCAUCAAGACUCCUCAGCAGGGAGCCCAGACCAGCCUGUACUGUGCCUUAACAGAAGGUCUUGAAAAUCUAAGUGGGAAUCAUUUCAGUGACUGCCAUGUGACAUGGGUGUCUGCCCAGGCUCGUAAUGAGACGAUAGCAAGGCGGCUAUGGGAUGUCAGCUGUGACCUGUUGGGCAUCCCUAUGGAUUGACAGAUGGUGGCAGCUGGACCCAAGAGCAGACUGCAGCAGACUACUCGGUACUUCCUCCCAAGUUGAUUCUCCUUCAGGAUGGCCAAAAGCUUGAGCACAAAGAGAGCAAACUUUCCAGCCUUGCCAGCUUAAUAGCUGAUAAAAGCCCAGCAUACACUGCCAGAUUCAUCGAAACACCUUGCAUUUGUCCAGAUACACUUUGCUCCUCUUAUUGCCAGUUACUGGAGAUAUCAUAUGAUAAGUAGACUCUCAUGUGGCCUGAAACCUACUACGUAGGAGAACCUAAGCUAUGGCAGCGUUGAUUUGUGGCAGUUUGGACUAGUUCCUCACAACCAACCAACCUUCACUUCAAGGGGGCCACACUGCAGCCUCAGUUGAACUCCAGAAGUCACAAAGCUUGGCUCGAGAGCAGGGCUUAUGCCUUACCUCUUAAGAAAACCAUCAUGGCACCAACAUCUGGAUCAUUUCAGGAAAUUUAACUGAAUCAGGAUUGUGGUAUGGCUUUAUUUCUGACGACCGAAAGCCACUGUUAAGACACUUUCCCAUGUCUAGACCAUGGAAGAGCUUCCUUUUCUAAGAAGUUUGUGGGGUUUGGAGGUUGGCAGAAAUUUGAGGGAAGGCAGAAAUAAAAAUUCAAAUUUAAACUGUCAUUUUCCUAUUUCUCUGACGAGUAAGGAGGGAAUGAAAGGCACAGUUUGAGAAGGUAGACCUCCUGACUUCAAUUACUGACCCCAGAUCCAUGGAGGUCUCCUUUUGUGCCUUAGUUUUGCUUAGAAAUUCAGAAGGGAAAGGCUGUUCGGAGAUUGUUAGUAUAUGUGUUCUUAUGUAUUUAUACAGUUAGGAGUUUUUUCACAAAAUUAAAAAUAGCCACAAAGGAACAGUAUUAAACUGGACUUUGGUGCAGGUAAAAGAUCAGAGAUGGAGUAAACCAGUGUCAUCUAGUCUUCGAUACAAAUGGGUAGAGCUGCAAGAGGAAGCAGACUCUGUGUAUGUUGAUAACUACCCACCAAGAUGCACCUUGGGUAGCAGGAAAAACAUUCAAAAAAAGAGAAUAAGCCUGGAAGAUAAUGCAUGCAAUGAAGGGACUAGUUAAGGAUUAAAAAACCAAGAAACAAAAACAGCUAAAGAUGGCAAUAUCCAGCUAGCUAUAGAUUAAGGGUAAGCACCUGAGUUAGGUAGACUGAUAAGGUACUAUCUUCAUAUAAGUACCAGUCAACCAAUGUGGCAGGGAAAAAAAUCAAAACAAACAAACAAAAAGCCUCAAUUUUUUCUUCUGCAAAAUUAUCUUAAGGACUGAUAUUGGUAGUUACAGUCAAUUUAAUUAUCUUUUAGGGCAUUUCUUUACAUUAUUUUGACAAGAUUAAAAUGUCUACUUGCUAAAAAAAAAAUCUACAUUUGAAGAACUUUUAUCAACAUUAAUGCUGCCAAAGGAUGUCUGAGGAACUGUUAAUGUUUCUAUCACUUGUUUAGAGUAUGUUAUUCUAAUAGUUUUUAGUUUUCUUGGACUUUGGUGAGGAAGGAGUUAUGGGACCACAGUCUUCUUCUAUUUGUAAAUAAUCUUGUGUUAACUUGUCUUGACCAUUAAACUACAUAUUUAGAAAUG